GUGAUUUGAUUUUAAUUUUUAUCAGUUUGACGUUGUUUCACGCGCCUAAUUUUUUAGAUCUCCACGAGUGUUUUAGAUUGUCUAAGUUACCAAUACCAACAAAUCACUUCUGCCCAUCGUUUUAUUCAUUCAAAACUUUAAGAUUAGGAUAGUAAUUCCUUAAAUUUUGGAGUUAAAUAUGGAUAAAGUCCUAAGUGAUGUUUUUCAUCAAUUAUCUCCUACAAAUUUUCCUAUAGGAUCAAUGCAUUGGGUUCAUGUAACCCAUAUAAUUGACCCGCAUAACUUUUACGUACGAUUGAUGCGUCUUAGUGAAUUUUUGACUGAGAAGAUAUGCACUAAUCUAACCGGAGAACUAAAGAAGCCUGAUAAAAUAAGCCCGGGAGAUUUAGUUGUAUACAAGGAUACUAAGAGGCAAAGUGAACAUUAUUUAAGGGGUACAAUAAUUGCUAUAGUCGAACAAGAAGGUAUUUGUUUAUACAGCAUAUUUGCGAUAGACUAUGGUUUCACGGACAGUAACAUUACAUAUGAAAAUAUAUGGAUAAGUAGUAACCCUUGUUUGCAAGUCCCACCAUUAUCGAUUUGUUGUAAGUUGGAACUCUGUGAACCGUUCAAAAGCACUACAUGGAAAACCGAAACUAUUGAAGCAAUGAAAUCAAUAGUAGGUAACGAAAAAGCAAAGAUUAUAGUAAAAGGAAAAAAUAACAAUAAGCUGACCGUAGAACUGAUUAAUUCAUGUCCUGAUGAUAUAUCAACAAUGCUUGCAAUAACUGGCUAUUCCACAUUUGGAUAUGUGGGACCAUCUACAAGUAGACUAACAAAUCCUACACCAAAGAAGAUAUAUUAUUCCCAAAAGAGUCUGAAGGUUAAUGAUAAACUUCAUGUAAGAGUUCAAUCUGGGAAAACUUUACAAGAUUUUUUUGUUGCUGAAAAGAGUGACUAUGCAAAAUAUUUAAAACAGGCAAAAGAAAUCUCAAGAAUUGCUAAAGAGGCAAAAGCUUUAACAAGCGAAGAGUUAAAAGAAAAUAUGCCGGUGCUAGCAGGACCGGGCUAUGUGAAUUAUGAGAGAGGAUUAAUCAAGAAAGUGACCGAACCGGGAAGAAAGGCGCUAGUUGACUUUGUUGAUUUAGGAAAAUCAAUGAAUUUGUCAAUUAUGACUUUGAAGCGAAUCUCAUCAGAGAGUCUUCUAUAUCCCCCGAUAGCCAUACAUUGCUGUGCCAUUGAAAGUCAAAUUUGGGAGUCUGAAUGUUAUAAACUUUUACGGCUUGGAAAUGAGUUUUAUGUAACAUUUAAAAAACUUGGCAAUGAUUCAGAACCUCAUGUUGUUGUUAUAACAAAAGAUUGAUUAAUUCUUUAAACUCAUUUAAUUAAACUUAAACUUACUUAAUUGAUUAA
Molecule: messenger RNA, 1392 nt
Organism: Colias croceus (clouded yellow)
Lineage: Eukaryota; Metazoa; Arthropoda; Insecta; Lepidoptera; Pieridae
Exons: 1
Coding region: 179-1342 (387 amino acids)
Source: RefSeq, a predicted model, not a curated record